UUUGCUUUACCUCCUCGGCUGCAGCUCGAGUUUUAGGAAUGUGUGUCAGAGUUCGGAAGAAUAACUCGUCUUUCUGUUGCUGUCCUGUCCUCAGAUAGACGGCUGUGUCUGGGACCAGAGGCUCGGUUUGCACCGCCGUCAGAACCUGAAGGAACACGCUGGCUCCGGUUCCGGUCUUUACUUGGCGCCGUUUAGAACUCACAGGGGCUGUUUGGGGUUCGUCUCUGUUGCUUCUCUAUAGUAUAAAACAGAAGGACCUUAUGAGGGUCUCCAUGUGAUGGAAUGAUGCCAGCCCAGGACGGUGUUGGGAGCGACUGCAGCCCUGGAGGCUGAUGACCCCGCCCCAUUGGCCAGCCAGGAUGCACAUAGCCUCGGUGGGCGUCAGUAAGUCCUGCUUUCUGUUCUCUCUUGCUCUCUGCUCCCUCCUGCUGCUGCUCAUCCCGGCCCUCCAGUCGCCCCCCCGCCAGCUGGAGCCGCCUCAGCCCCGACCUCACGCUAAGUCUGCCUCAGCAGAGCAGACUCACCAUGCCGACCUACCAGCAGGUACCGCCAGCGCUGGCGGUACCGACAUGGCCACAGGUCUCAGUAGGAGUUCAGAGGUCAUAGGAGCAGCUGCUAGAACUGACGUUCACUCUCCCAAGAGAACUGUGGAAUCAGGGCCUAGGAAUACUGACCAGCUGGAGCUGAAGGACAUUUUCAUCGCAGUGAAGACCACCAGGAAGUACCACAGGUCCAGACUGAAGCUGCUGAUCCAGACCUGGGUGUCCCAAGCCAAGGAACAGACCUACUUCUUCACUGAUGGUGACGACAGGGAGCUGCAGCUGAAGACAGGAACUAACAUCAUCAACACCAACUGCUCAGCUGCUCACAACCGACAGGCUCUGUGCUGCAAGAUGUCUGUGGAGUACGAUAAAUUCAUCGAGUCCCAGAAGAAGUGGUUCUGCCAUGUGGAUGAUGAUAACUAUGUGAUCCUGCCCAGUCUGCUGCAACUGCUGUCCUCAUACCAUCACAGCCAGGACAUCUACCUGGGCCGGCCCAGUCUGGACCACCCCAUAGAGGCUGCAGAGAGGGUGAAGAGCGACGGAACGGUGUCGGUGAAGUUCUGGUUCGCCACAGGGGGAGCGGGGUUCUGCAUCAGUCGAGGUCUGGCUCUGAAAAUGAGCCCCUGGGCCAGUUUGGGGAACUUCAUCACCACGGCAGAAAAGAUCCGCCUCCCAGAUGACUGCACCAUCGGCUACAUCAUCGAAGCGCUGCUGGAGGUCACACUCACUCACACACACCUGUUCCACUCUCACCUGGAGAACCUGCAGAAGCUGCCCGUUCCCACCGUGCUCCAGCAGGUCACUCUGAGUUAUGGAGGCUUUGAGAACAGAAGAAACGUGGUCAGCAUCGUUGGGGGCUUUUCUCUGACUGAAGACCCCACCAGGUUUAAGACGGUCCACUGCCUUCUGUACCCAGACACUGAGUGGUGUCCAAAGUUAACACCUGGACACCCAAACUGAACAUCCUGGAAACAACUCAGCCCAAGUGUUUCAGCAAUAAUUCAAUAUGUCAAAAAUAACUUCCCUGUUCCUGGACUGAUGUCAUGUCAGUGAGGAGAUGGUCCAUCUGCUGUAUUCCUCCUGAUCCGGGAUCCUGGGGACAGCACCCUCAGUAGCCUUCCCCCCCUGCAGCCCCCUGGUCCAGCUCCGCCUGGGGAAUCCCAUGGCGUUCCCAGGCCAGCAGAGAAAUGUAUUCCCAUACCCUGACCUGGGUCUGGUCCAGAGGGACAUGAACACCUCCAGGAGGAAUCCUGACCAGCCAGCUCACCUGGCUCCUCUCUGCUGCUUGUGGACAGUUAGUUAUCUGCUGUUGUUUUGGGUCCACCCUGGUACUAUAGUAGGUACAUAUUUUUAUGCCAUUUUUUCAUAAUUAAGUCAGAUUUUCUGACUAAAUGUUAUAAUCACCUGAUGUCUGUUGCCAAAGCAACCCUUCAACCAGCAGCAGUGUUAACUCGGGGAACCUAAACACCCAAAAAUCUGGGGAUACUUGUUGAUGAUCCACAGACUGGUUCAUUUUUUUACCUUGCUCACAGACGUUUUGAAAAAAUUCAGGUCAUGGAAAAUGUGCAAAUUGUGAGUCAUUAGGCACACCUGGAAAAAAACAACAAUCACCAUUCCAUUUUCUAUUUUCUGGUUUAUUGACCCAAACUAUCAUUUCCACUCUGAGAACCAAACUUGCAGCACUGGAUGGAAGAAUGAGUCAUUAUCACCAUCAAGCCCCACCGUCUCUCCAGACGAGGAGAGAUACAGUAUCUGCAGGGAAAACAUGGAGAGCAGUUUAAAGAUGGAACCUGAUUUUACUCCUUUCCUUUGAUGUGCAACACCUUUCAGUAUUUUCAUUUCCUUAUAAAGACACAAUGUUUCAGUUUAAUACAUUUUUUGCCAUUUGUUUGAAUGUUUUAUUAAAAUGAAGGAAAUGUUUAAGAUUCUUGUAAUAAAUGAGUAAUAGCUUCUCAGAUGUUAAUGGAGCAGAAAAGAAAUGCUCAAAACUCACGGCACUCUUUCAGUCUGUACCUGAUAAAUGCUUUUAUAGACUCAGCCAAAUAUCUUUUCCCAGUUUAUUUCCUCUUUUGCACGCUUGUCACAUGCUUUAUGUUAUCAGCUGUUGUUGAAUAUAAUAUUGCAUUAUUGUGUUGAUGUCAAAUUGGAUGAACUAUAAUUUUUAUUUUUGUUUUAUGGUGACAGAGUCGGGACAUAUUUUCACAAUCAAGGUGUAAAAUCUGGACCUGAUGCUAUCAGGAUGAAUAUGGCUCAGAUUGUUAACAUGUACUUGUCUUUUUUUGUGUGUUUGUUUGUUUUUAGUUUUCAUAUACUUGGGUUCUGUGGUGAAGUUAUUGGUCAUCAUCUCACCUGAUGGAAUGGAGAUGGGUGGUUAGAGUCAGAGAAACAGAAGGUGAUUUUCUUCAUCUUAAAAAACCUUCAAAGCUC
Messenger RNA from Xiphophorus hellerii (green swordtail), 2969 nucleotides. RefSeq names its product RFNG O-fucosylpeptide 3-beta-N-acetylglucosaminyltransferase (gene rfng). Gene Ontology annotation, cellular component: Golgi membrane. The transcript has 9 exons. Gene Ontology annotation, molecular function: O-fucosylpeptide 3-beta-N-acetylglucosaminyltransferase activity. Gene Ontology annotation, biological process: pattern specification process. Lineage: Eukaryota; Metazoa; Chordata; Actinopteri; Cyprinodontiformes; Poeciliidae. The coding region runs from base 333 to 1502 and encodes 389 amino acids. The record is from RefSeq and is a predicted model, not a curated record.